Carassius auratus (goldfish) is the source of this 1394-nucleotide messenger RNA. Its product is annotated as homeobox protein DBX1-B. Lineage: Eukaryota; Metazoa; Chordata; Actinopteri; Cypriniformes; Cyprinidae. The coding region runs from base 81 to 1046 and encodes 321 amino acids. The record is from RefSeq and is a predicted model, not a curated record. The transcript is spliced from 4 exons. Gene Ontology annotation, biological process: cell differentiation in spinal cord; regulation of transcription by RNA polymerase II. Gene Ontology annotation, molecular function: DNA-binding transcription factor activity, RNA polymerase II-specific; DNA binding.
UCUACGCAAGGCUCUGUAGUGAGAGAGUAACAGCACGUGUAUUCCUCGCUGUCAUUUUCAACAACAAAAAAAACGGUGCAAUGAUGUUGCCAAGUGUUAUUGCGCCACCUGCUAUGUAUCCAAACUUUCUAAGGCCCUCGGCGGCUCUUUCCUUGCCUUCCACUUUACAUUCGGCGUUCACCACGCACUCGAGUUUCCUGGUGGAGGACCUGUUGCGGAUCAGCAGACCUGCCACCUUCAUGCACAGGAGCAUCCCGUCUCCAAGCGCAUCUCCUCCGGCUAUAGGAGCCACAACUCUGAACAACUCUUCCGCAGUCCACGUCGCCAUGUCUACAUCUUUGCCAAAAAGAUCAAGCUCUCCACAAACAUCAAUUCCAAACGAUCCAAAUUACUUGAAGUUUGGAGUGAAUGCGAUUCUCGCGUCAACAACACGUAACGCUUCACCACCACCUUCAGUGCAAGGGAUGAAUGUGAAAACAUUCCCGUUCCCAUGUUUUGACGCCUCAUUCCACCCAUUCAUCAGAGCAUCAUAUUUCCCAGCAUCGUCUUCAGCAGUGCCAAUUCCCGGGACUUUCGCAUGGCCCCUCACGACUCGAGGGAAACCGAGGAGAGGGAUGCUUCGACGGGCCGUCUUCUCUGACGUGCAGCGAAAAGCGCUGGAGAAGAUGUUUCAGAAACAGAAGUACAUCAGCAAACCAGACAGAAAGAAACUUGCGACCAAACUUGGCCUUAAAGACUCUCAGGUUAAAAUUUGGUUCCAAAACCGAAGAAUGAAAUGGCGCAAUUCCAAAGAAAGAGAGCUUCUGUCGUCAGGAGGUUGCAGGGAACAAACAUUACCGACGAAAAUGAACCCUAAUCCUGACCUGAGCGACGUUGGAAAAAAGUUUGAGACAGACGCGGCUCUGAGAGAAAGCCCGCGCGCGCCUUUUUAUCAGGCUCGCGGGGAUCACGAGCUCAACGUAGAUUUACAUUUCACUUCGCCUUCUAUCUCCAGCAAGCACUCAGACUUCUCAGAAUCAGAGGACGAGGAAAUAACCGUGUCAUAAUCACUAAGCAGACUGUGUAAUGUUUAUAUGUUUAUGCACAAAACUGGAGGAAAACUUUCCGAAAAGUGGCCUUGUUUCACACGGUAGCCGUGUGAAAUUUUUAGUUUAAGAGAGAGCGUCGUAACCGCUGCGUUUUUGGCAGCUUGUAUAGUGUUUUGUAUGGAGUUUUUAUACCAAGAUUAUUAUAAUCUUUCUUAAUGUUUUGGGAUACUUUGUCUAUAAUCUUAAAUACGUAGGUGGCACAUUUCUAACUUAAAAGUCUUAUAUUAUUUUGUAUACUGAUGUUGUUUUUUGUUUUUGCCUUUUUGUAAAAAUGUAUAUACAUUUGAAAAAAAUAAUUUUACAAAU